Molecule: messenger RNA, 639 nt
Organism: Schizosaccharomyces osmophilus
Lineage: Eukaryota; Fungi; Ascomycota; Schizosaccharomycetes; Schizosaccharomycetales; Schizosaccharomycetaceae
Product: activating signal cointegrator 1 complex subunit, ASCC1-like protein
Exons: 1
Coding region: 1-639 (212 amino acids)
Biological process (GO): DNA alkylation repair; regulation of DNA-templated transcription
Cellular component (GO): nucleus
Source: RefSeq, a predicted model, not a curated record
AUGUUUAAUUUUCGAUAUCCUAAUCUCCUUUUCCUGGCUCUUCCGCUUCCUGAGUACUAUCUCAAAGAUUCGUAUGAGACGUUUCGAAAUUUCCUUGGAGACUCCUUUUUAAGCAAAGGCUAUCGUGGGCCUCGAGUUUCCCAUUUGACUAUUGGAAUGAUCCCGGUAAAGUCAGAGGAGGAUGUGCUUCGUUCUAUAGACCACUUAAAGGAUAACGCCCAGAAUAUUCAAAAAGCUUAUGGAAACGAACUGCUAAAGAUCGAUUUACAGGGGACCUCUUAUUUUGGUAAAUCGCCUGAAGAAGCUCGCGUCUUGUAUGCAGUACCUCAAGAGCAGCACGGAAGAGUUUGUGUUCAAAGAUUUUGCGAAUAUCUUCGAGAAUCCUUUGAAGAUGUCGGCAUUUUCAGUAAAGACAAUCGUCCCUUAACAUUACACUGCACAUUGUUAAACUCAAGAUAUAUGAAACGAGGAAAGAAGCGCUUAAAGCACUUUGAUGCAAAUCCACUGUUGGAAAGAUUUGUACACUAUCCUUGGGCACAAAACAUUAGCUUAUCAAGGCUGUGUAUUAUGAAGACUGGUGCCGUUGGUCCACCUGGAGACAUGUAUUAUGAAGAGAUUGAUUCAAUUCCAUUGCAUUGA